Messenger RNA from Anoplophora glabripennis (Asian longhorned beetle), 1233 nucleotides. Its product is annotated as leucine carboxyl methyltransferase 1. Lineage: Eukaryota; Metazoa; Arthropoda; Insecta; Coleoptera; Cerambycidae. Gene Ontology annotation, biological process: C-terminal protein methylation. Bases 148 to 1083 code for a protein of 311 amino acids. The record is from RefSeq and is a predicted model, not a curated record. Gene Ontology annotation, molecular function: protein C-terminal leucine carboxyl O-methyltransferase activity. Gene Ontology annotation, cellular component: cytosol. The transcript has 2 exons.
UGCUCAACUGAACGUUGUGCGCUGUAGUUUCGUCAAGGUACAACACUAUCCAUUAAAAUUCUAAAUACGUAAGCCGAAUAUAAUAAAACGACUGGAAAUACCCGGUUUACACUAAAAAUAAUACGCAACGGAACAAUUGCUUAUAAAAUGGGAGACGAACCUGUAAUGGCAACUAAUGAUGAUGCAAGCGAAUGUAAGAGAGGAGCUGUUCAUCUUGGCUACUGGAGCGAUGACUACAUUUCUUAUUUUGUCAAACAUGCUGAUCGCAGAGCGCCUGAGAUUAACAGGGGCUACUAUGCUAGAGUUAAAGGAAUCGAAAAUUUUAUUCAGAAAUUCAUAAAUAAAGCUGGCAGCUCAGCACAGAUUUUAAAUUUUGGAUCAGGCUUUGACACUUUGUAUUGGAAAUUGAAGGAUGAAGGAAUACAAAUUUCAAAUUAUGUGGAGAUAGAUUUUCCAUCGGUUACUGCAAGAAAGUGCUACAUGAUUAAACGCAACAAACAGUUGCUUGAGAGAAUACAUGACCAGGAUGGCGAGGUUAAGUUAAGUUCCACAGAUUUGCAUUCUGGUAAUUAUCACUGCAUAGGAGCAGACCUGAGGAAUAUUGCACAGUUAGAGGACAAGCUGCAUCAAGCUGAAGUCAAUUUUAAUCGACCCACUUUGUUUAUCGCAGAAUGUGUUUUAGUGUACAUCGAAAAUGAAUGUGUGAAUAAGUUAUUAUCGUGGAUUUCAUCAAAAUUCAAAUCAGGACUUUUCGUAAAUUAUGAGAUGUGCAACAUAAACGAUACAUUCGGCGAUGUUAUGUUAGGCAAUUUGAAAGCCAGGGGAUGCAAUUUGCCCGGCAUUGCAUAUUGCAAGAAUCUCGACACCCAAAAGUCAAGAUUCACAUCUAAUGGCUGGCUCGGUGCUUCCGGAUGGGAUAUGGUGCAGGUAUAUUAUGCUAUUUCUCCAUCCGAGAGGCACAGGAUCGAAAAGAUUGAAUUUCUAGAUGAGCAAGAGCUUCUCAUUCAGCUGUUUCAACACUACUGCAUAUGUAUAGGUUGGUUAAGUACCGAAUUUUCCGAGUUCUGUUGUACUGAUAUUUAAUUUUCAUUUGUUACUUCUAUUUAAUAAGAGCCUGUGAUAUUUUCUUGGAAAUAUAACUUAUUUUAAAAUAAAAAUGUAUGUUUGUAAAAGAUAAUUACAGACUAUGUGGAUUAUGUGUGACUUUUUGCUUUUAUGUAAUACAUUUUUGUA